CUUCAUCCAUACAAGCAAUAGAUGAUAAGAAAAUUAUUGAAGGUGAUAAUGUGACUCUUAUUUGUAACGUAUCGGGAAUGCCUACACCAAUGGUGUCCUGGAUGACACCUGAUAGUCAACGUGUUAGUGGAUACAGGUUAGAGGUUACAAACAUUGACAGGAGUCAAGCUGGUGAAUAUACAUGUGAAGUCAGUAAUGAGUGUGGCAAUGCAACAGAGACGGCAACCAUUGAUGUGCAGUACAAACCUGAGAAUGUCCAGUUGACGAGUUCUGUCGUGGAUAACAAAGCAUGUAAGGGAGAAGUCAUCAGCUUUAACUGCUCAGCUAAUGCUAAUCCAGGAGUGACGUCAUACCAGCUGUUUGAGAACGAAAGCGCUAUUUUAAACACAAGUACCUUGGGGAUGUGGGGUAAACAUUUGGAAAAUAAAGGGGUUUUUGUCUUCAAAUGUGUGGCCAAAAGCUCUCUAGGAUCAGCAUACAGUACGAGUGUUACUGUCGCCGUGAAUGUGCCUUCAUCCUUACAAGUGAUAGAUGAUAAGAGAGUCAUUGAAGGUGACAAUGUGACCCUGUUGUGUCGUGUAUCUGGAAUGCCUUCCCCAAUGGUGUCUUGGAUGACACCUAAUGGUCAGCGUCACAGUGGUUACAUGUUGGAAGUUAAAAGCAUUAACAGAAGUCAAGCUGGUGAAUACAAAUGUGAGGCCAUCAAUGAAUGUGGAAAUGCAACAAAGACAGCAAGCAUUCUCGUCCAAUUCAAGUUGCCCGACAAACCUGAGAAUGUCCAGUUAAUGAGUUCUGCCAUGGACGACAAAGCAUGUACGGGAGAAGUAUCAGCUGAUGCUAAUCCAGGCGUUGCGUCAUACCAGCUGUUUGAGAACGAAACUGCCAUUUUAAAUACAAGUGUCUCGGGGAUGUGGAGCAAGACUUUGGAAACACAUUAACAGGACUCAAGAUGGCAAAUACAAAUGUGAAGCCAGUAAUGAGUGUGGCAAUGCAACAAAAAUGGCAACUAUUAAUGUGCAGUACAAACCUGAGAAUGUCCAGUUAAUGAGUUCUGCCAUGAACAACAAAGCAUGUAAGGGAAAAGUCAUCAGCUUUAAUUGCUCAGCUAAUGCUAAUCCAGGAGUGACGUCAUACCAGCUGUUUGAGAACGAAACUGCUAUUUUAAACACAAGUGCCUCGGGGAUGUGGAACAAGACUUUGGAGAGUGAAGGAGUGUUUGUCUACAAAUGUGUGGCUAACAACUCUCUGGGAUCAGAAUUUAGCAUGAGUGUUACUGUCACUGUAAAUGACUUUGGAGAGUGAAGGGGUUUUUGUUUACAAAUGUGUGGCCAAUAACUCUGUAGGAUCAGAAUACAGCAUGGGUGUUACUGUCACCGUGAAUGUUCCUUCUUCAAUUGUCCAAAUAACACAAGAUCAGAAUGUAACUGAAGGUCACAAUGUGACUCUUAUGUGUAAUGUAUCUGGAAUUCCUCUACCAAUGGUGUCUUGGAUGACGCCUGAUAGUCAGCAUGUUAGUGGAUACAAGUUGGAGGUUACAAAUAUUAACAGGACUCAAGCGGGUGAAUACAAAUGUGAAGCCAGUAAUGAAUGUGGCAAUGCAGCAGAGACAGCAAACAUUAUUUUGCUGCACAAACCAGAGAAUGUGCAAUUGAAAACAUCUGUCAUGGAUAACAAAGCAUGUAAGGGUGAUAUGAUUGGCUUUAACUGCUCAGCUUAUGCCCGUCCAUCAGUGACGUCAUACCAGCUGUUUGAGAAUGACACUGCUAUCUUAGACGCAGACCCUUCAGGAAUGUGGAAAAGGAACGUGUUAAAUGGAGGAGUGUUCACGUAUAAAUGUAUGGCGAACAACUCUUUAGGAACAGAAGUCAGUCCAUUUGUUAUGGUCACGCGUCAUAAUGGAGAUAUGUUGGAGGUUACACAAAUUAACAGAACUGAAGCUGGUGAAUACAAAUGUGAAGCCAGUAAUGAGUGUGGCAAUGCAAUAGAGACGGCAACUGUUGAUGUGCAGU
Pocillopora damicornis (cauliflower coral) is the source of this 2009-nucleotide messenger RNA. Its product is annotated as hemicentin-2-like. Lineage: Eukaryota; Metazoa; Cnidaria; Anthozoa; Scleractinia; Pocilloporidae. The record is from RefSeq and is a predicted model, not a curated record.